Molecule: messenger RNA, 360 nt
Organism: Ostrea edulis (European flat oyster)
Lineage: Eukaryota; Metazoa; Mollusca; Bivalvia; Ostreida; Ostreidae
Product: basic salivary proline-rich protein 4-like
Exons: 1
Coding region: 1-360 (119 amino acids)
Source: RefSeq, a predicted model, not a curated record
AUGGAGCCAGUCACCACCCAUCCCAAGGGAACCAACUACCACCCAUCCCAAUGGAAUCAGCCACCACCCAUCCCAAGAGAAGCAACCACCACCAUCCCAAGGGAACCAGCCACCCAUUCCAAGGGAACCAAACACCACCCAUUCCAAGGGAACCAAACACCACCCAUUCCAAGGGAACCAAACACCACCCAUCCCAAGGGAACCAACCACCCAUCCCAAGGGAACAAGCCAUCACCAUCCCAAGGGAACCAGCUACCACCAUCCCAAGGGAACCAGCCACCACCAUCCCAAGGGAAGCAACCACCACCAUCCCAAGGAAGAAAACAAAAAGAAAAAAUCCCCAAUUUGAUGGUAAAAUGA